AAUGGCGACGAAGAGAAGACAAGUCUAUUGGGUGGUGGUGGUGGUGGAGUUAGGGGUGAGGUUGAGGUUGAGGUUGGGGUUGAAGGGGUUGAGAGGUUGGCAGUGGAUGGCCAGGCGGACAGGGCUGGAGGCACUUGGAUGGCUAAUGCGGCGUUCGGCAACAGCAUGUUCAUGAGG
Messenger RNA from Anisakis simplex (herring worm), 177 nucleotides. The record is from the annotation of a GenBank genome assembly. NCBI's taxonomy places the organism in Eukaryota, Metazoa, Nematoda, Chromadorea, Rhabditida, Anisakidae.